Molecule: messenger RNA, 1362 nt
Organism: Annulohypoxylon truncatum
Lineage: Eukaryota; Fungi; Ascomycota; Sordariomycetes; Xylariales; Hypoxylaceae
Product: fungal hydrophobin-domain-containing protein
Exons: 3
Coding region: 170-1093 (307 amino acids)
Cellular component (GO): extracellular region
Source: RefSeq, a predicted model, not a curated record
CAUUUGGUCGUCAUUGUUUUGACAUAACAUCCUUCCUCACUCACUCACUCACUCACUCACACACAUCGGCAUCUUCCCUUCUUUUCUUCUCAUCUCUCCUCCGAAGCAACGCUCACUCUUCACAAUACAUCUUUUUAUCUACAUACCUGUUUAAUCGAACACCAUCAAGAUGCAGAUUAAGACUCUUCUCCCCGUUGUCCUCGCGGCAGUGGCUACAGCCAGCCCGGUUGCAAAGCCUAACUACAAGACUUCCACCCCGGAAGCUCAAUACCCGACUACCACUGAAGAAGCUCACUACCCUGCUUCUACCCCGGAGACCCACUACUCUACCUCUACUCCGGUGGCACAGUACCCAACGACCUCCGAGAAGAAGACCAAGCACUCGACUUCCACUCUAGAAACGCAUUACACUACUUCUACUCCUACUCCCGAAACCCACUACUCCACCUCUACUCCCGAGACUCACUACCCGGUCUCCACCCCGGAAACCUACACCACCUCGACCCCAGUGAUGCGGUACCCUACUUCCACUCCCGAGACUCACUACUCGACCACAACUCCCUCUGCUACUCCGGAGACCCACUACACCACCACCACAACCACCACUUCUCAGGAGACUACUUCCACCCCAGCUCCUACCAAGAAGACCAAGCACACCAAGACCAAGGAAGAACACACCAAGACUAAGGAGGAGCACUCUAAGACCAAGGAAUCCCACGAGAAGACUAAGGAGUCCCACGAAAAGACCAAAGAGGCCCACACCAAGACCAAGAGGGGAGACUACCCAACCACCAAGUACCCGGCAGAGACCCCAUCGACCACUUCCAGCACCCCAGCCUCGACCACCGGCUACGCUUCUUCCAGCUCCACUCCCGAGCCCGAGGGUGGCCUUUCCAAGGUCUGCCCCGGCGGCAACACCCCUCUCUGCUGCCAAGUCGACGUCGACGGCAUCAUUGAUCUGACCUGCGCCAGCCCCGGCGUCGACCUAAACAGCCUCGAGGACUUCACUUCUGCUUGUGCCGCCAAUGGCUUGACCGCCGAGUGCUGCGUCCUGCCCGUCCUCGGCGAGGCGCUUCUCUGCACCGCAGUCUAAGCUACCUACCUACCUAGGUACCGGUACUUGGUCGAGGAAUUUACGAAUAUGAUGGGAUUUUUUUUUCAUAUACACAUACACGGGCUCAUUUUAUUAAUACGGUUUUGGCGGCUUGGGGAAAACUAUUAUUAGACGUCCGCCGAUUCGGACACAGCAUUCGUACUGGGGGAUCGGGGUCGGACACAUUUAAUUCUUACCGUUCUUUGUACUCGGCUCCGCGUCGAAAUAUUUUGGCAUUAUUGUCCUUUUACAUACCUUUUUUAUAGUUC